GCAGAGGGUCCUGAUCGUGAAGAAAGGCCUCGCCGUGCUUCAGGUGUGCUCUUCCGACAACCCAAGAUAUCAAAGGCUUUUUUACAGCUGCUACCGACUGAAAUUCUCCGGUAGACUUUUCCGCAGACGGUCGGGUGUACACAUUUUAGCAGCGUUACAACCUUCUUGAAUACACGGUUGUUUUUUGCUACCUGGAAGCUUUCGCGCUAAAUUAGCAUAGCUCACGUUUCGUGCUAACCCGUUGUUCGUGUUAGCCAUGUCUGGUAUUGUCCGUGGACCUCAAGGCAGCAAUGACUGUCGGAUUUAUGUGGGGAAUCUUCCUCCGGACAUACGCUCUAAGGACGUGGAAGAUCUGUUUUACAAGUACGGAGUCAUUCGCGAUAUUGACUUGAAAAACCGAAGAGGAGGACCACCGUUUGCCUUCGUUCAGUUCGAGGACCCGAGAGACGCAGACGAUGCAGUUUACGCUCGUGACGGUUAUGAUUAUGACGGAUACCGGCUGCGGGUGGAGUUUCCUCGAAGUGGCCGCGGUGGUGGACCAUCAUCAGGGCCCCCCAGGGGCAGGUUUGGGCCCCCGUCCCGCCGCUCUGAGUACAGAGUUGUGGUGUCAGGGCUUCCUCCAAGUGGAAGCUGGCAGGACCUUAAGGAUCACAUGAGAGAGGCAGGUGAUGUAUGUUAUGCUGAUGUUUAUCGUGAUGGCACUGGAGUGGUGGAGUUUGUACGCAAAGAAGACAUGACCUAUGCUGUCCGCAAGCUGGAUAACACCAAAUUUCGCUCUCAUGAGGGUGAGACCACAUACAUUCGUGUGAAGAGUGAUGGUCCUGGCAGCCCCAGUUAUGGCCGCUCCCCUUCGCGCAGUCGCAGCAGGAGCCGCAGUCGCAGCCGAAGUAGGAGUGCUUCCAGGAGUUACUCCCCUCGACGUGGCAGAGGGUCUCCCAACUACUCCCCCCGCCGCUCCCGUUCACGCUCUCGCACCUGAACCCUGCCCCAGAACAAACCAGUAGCGUGAGCUCAAGAAGGCGGCUUCAUACAUAAACAAAUUCUGCAGUUCUCACAGACCAUGUGAUUGUGUAUUUUCCGCUAACACUCUUCUUUGUCCCUUUUGUCAAAUUUUGUUGCAUCCUACUUUUUAUUUUUUUUACCCUUCUAUUCUGAAGAUUCUGCUAACCCAUCUAUUCCUUUUCUAAUCUUUCCCAUAUUUCUACUUUGUUGUUGUAUGGAUAGUUUUAUACAGUGCAUACUAUUGUACUUUGACCUUCUUGUGUCUCUCUGUACAGUCCAGAGGAACAGGAUAGGAUGGGAGAGGAUACAGUUCAAGUUAGGAUUAACAGGAGGAGGAGGAGGAGUCAAAAAUGGCACCAAUGGUAUGAUGGCUGUGCCUUGUCAACUGUGAACUCUGCAUUAUAGGGCUUUUGAGUUAUUUUCUCUUUACCAAUACUUUUUUAUCGAAAGUUCUUUUUGUCCAAGUUAACUUGGCAGACAUUUAAACUUAAAUAGUAAUUAGUUUCUUGAAGCUUGAUUACAUAUGAUUUUGAAUGAUUUUUGAAGGUGUGAUUCUAACUUGCCUCCUUCUCUUUGAUUUUACUGGUAUCUGAAGGUUUGGACUGGGCUCUUUGCCUGACCAUUUCGGAGCUGGAUUAGGAUUAGGAUUCAGGAUGGAUGCAUGGAGCAGGCGCACGGGAACAGUUUACCCGGGAAGGGAUCCCGACCCCUGGCCCUGUCUGCAUAUCCGCUUCAAACUGGAGAUAAAAUAGAAAAAACAUCAAUUGGCUUUUUAACAAACUGUAAUUUUCAAUUGGAACCAGAGACAUGAUCACAUGCAAUGGUGAGGAUUUAUUUUUCCAAAUUUUUGUUCUUCAUUAAAAGAAGAGGAAAGCUUGGAUCAAACCAGGAGGGCUGGGAAGUGCAUUAUGGAUCAACACGCAUAAGGAGUGGUAAUUUGUCGGUAAUUUACAAUAGUGAAGGGGGAGGGGGGAGUGGGACCUCCGGAUGGUUCUAUCGCUUUCUUAGGCCAGUCUUUUUCUGAAGUUUUAGUUAUAACUUUGAGUAUGCCAUAGCUUUAUUCUCUUUUUAAAUAAACAAUUGUAAUAAAAA
Periophthalmus magnuspinnatus is the source of this 2094-nucleotide messenger RNA. RefSeq names its product serine/arginine-rich splicing factor 1-like. Gene Ontology annotation, molecular function: mRNA binding. The record is from RefSeq and is a predicted model, not a curated record. Lineage: Eukaryota; Metazoa; Chordata; Actinopteri; Gobiiformes; Gobiidae. Gene Ontology annotation, cellular component: nucleus; ribonucleoprotein complex; cytoplasm. The transcript has 4 exons. Bases 257 to 979 code for a protein of 240 amino acids.